Acipenser ruthenus (sterlet) is the source of this 2210-nucleotide messenger RNA. Its product is annotated as actin-binding Rho-activating protein-like. Gene Ontology annotation, cellular component: sarcomere. The coding region runs from base 51 to 1178 and encodes 375 amino acids. Lineage: Eukaryota; Metazoa; Chordata; Actinopteri; Acipenseriformes; Acipenseridae. The transcript is spliced from 2 exons. Gene Ontology annotation, biological process: positive regulation of Rho protein signal transduction; positive regulation of transcription by RNA polymerase II. Gene Ontology annotation, molecular function: actin binding. The record is from RefSeq and is a predicted model, not a curated record.
GCAAUGCUGAAAUACAAAAUAGAAGAAGCAAGAGUUAGAAAGAAGACAACAUGUCAGAAUCAGAUAGGAAAUCAAAUCUGAAUAAGUCAACCACAACCAACAAAAAUAUUAAAAAACUGUGGACCAUAAGCAUGGUGUGCAGCUUGACUAAAAGUUGGCAGCAGUGGGCUUCAGAAAAUGAGAAUAAGCAUGCCAGUGAACCUUCAGGAUGGGCACCUCAUGCUGAAAAAGAAGAAAAACCAAAGCAAUAUAAAAAGAGAAGUGCUGAUCAAACAACGGGAUCUAUUCAAAAGGCAUUUCAAUCUACCGAGAAACUUGAAGGUGAUUCUGGUAAGGAACCUUUGGAGUCAAAAAUCAGAAGCAAACAGGUGACAAAAACCAUAACAAGUAAGGUUCAGGAGAAAGGGAGCGACAUUAGCUUUUUGACAAAUAGAUAUGAAAAUGAAACAAAUGAGGCUGAUAAAAUCCUGUACGGGAACAAGUCUCCAACCCGGAGGAGAAAGUGCUCCAACCUCGUCUCUGAGCUCACCAAGGGCUGGAAGGACAUGGAGAAUGAAGAUCACAAGACCCGGAGUAACAGCAUAGACACUGAGGACAGUGGCUUUUUAGAGGGAGAUGAAGAAAUGGAAAUAUCUGAGAAACAGGAGGAAACAGCAUAUUCACCUGUCAGGAUCAAACGACCUUCAACUACACUGGUGAAUAAAGAUGUGGAUGAAGCAAAAAGGAUCAAUCUUCUUGCUAAGAAACACAGUCCUGUGGGUAACCUGAAGAGCAGAUGGCAAAACUGGGCUGAACAGCACACUGUGACUCAGAAGCUAAACCCUUUCAGUGAGAACUUUGACUACAGCAUGUCCAUGGCCACCCGUCUCCACAAGGGUGAUGAAGGCUAUGGAAGGCCAAAGGAGGGCACCAAGACUGCAGAACGUGCAAAAAGAGCAGAGGCCCAUAUUCACCGCGAGAUCAGUGACAUGUGCUUCAUUAUCAGAACCAUGGAGGACCCUGGACCAGACGGCAAAAUCAGAGUCAAUUUUGGACAACUUUUUGAUAGAUAUGUGCGUAUUUCUGAUAAGGUGGUUGGCAUCCUCAUGAGGGCCAGGAAGCACGGAAAGCUGCAUUUUGAGGGUGAAAUGUUAUGGCAAGGUAGAGAUGACCAUGUGGUUAUUACUCUUUUAGAAUAACGUUUCUGGAUUGCAUCAGCACUUAUAUUAAAAUUGUGUUGUCAGUACUGUAUACUGUAAAUCAAUGUAGUAAAGUUAGUAUUUAUCUUUGACAAUUUUAGGACUGAAUACCUGAUGCGAUGCGACAAGUGAAGUGCUGCGAUGCAACAAAAAUAAUAUUGCCUAUACUACUGUGUUAGCUGACGGCGACUGGAGUUGUGUGUCCCGAGCCGAAGGCGAGAGCACUAACGAAAGUCAAGGUCAACUAACACACGGUAGAAACUUCAUCGAGGGGGCACUACCCCUAUUAGAAAAUUAUUUUGCUCAUUAUUUUCUUUUAAAAAAAUAAAAAUAAAAUAAAAAAAAACAAAAACAUUUACCUCGGGUACCCUUCCGCUGAGAAAAGUUAUAAGAAAAUAGUCCCAAAAAUGUUCAUAAGGAUCACACACAUAAUUAGAGAGGAAAAAAAACAAAUAACUUUUUUACUCGUCAGGGCCGCUUAUAGUUUUAUCUGAACAGUGCCAGAUAUCUGAAUGGAGCAAUAUUACUGAACUGUCCGUGUCUCUCUUUGUUGUUGUUUGAAAGAUGAUGUGUUUGAGCUCCAGUCGAGCGGACAGGCUGGUACAGGAUUGGUUGCUUUUGGCGAUUGGCUGUUUUUGGUGGAUAAAUGAAUUUGGACCAAUUACAUCUUUGUUUGGUAUUUACUGUACAAUAGAUGUGAACUACGCUUAAAAAUGCAGCAUGUCAAAAAGAAAAUGCCAGUACUUUCGUGGAUUGAUUUUAAAUUUGAUUCCCAGGUGAUGCGGUGAUGUUCCAGCAGGCAUCUAAUGUGUAUUAUGUGUAUGUACGCUGUAGCUGGAAGCUCAUUGGCUGAUGAUACUGAAUCUGUACCCUUGAGCAAGGUACUUUACCUAGAUUGCUCCAGUAAAAACCCAACUGUAUCAAUGGGUAAUUGUAUGUAAAAAUAAUGUAUAAAUAAAUAAUGUAAUUGUAUGUUAAAAUAAUGUGAUAUCUUGUAACAAUUGUAAGUCUGCUAAGAAAUAAAUAAUAAUA